Peronospora matthiolae is the source of this 702-nucleotide messenger RNA. The record is from the annotation of a GenBank genome assembly. Lineage: Eukaryota; Oomycota; Peronosporomycetes; Peronosporales; Peronosporaceae.
AUGAGGAAGACCGUGUUUAAUCCCGCUAAGUUCUCGGGGGUGGAGAUCGCGCGGCUCCGAGCUGUAUGUGCGUCGCCGCAGUACCCAGCAGGACAACACCAAGUCCGUAAGGGUACAGACGAUGAAUGGAAUAUUGUCUUGGGUUUAGUCGAGGGCACAAUUGCAUACCGCAACAUGCCGGCUUUUCUUCCGCGCAUCCUCCGAAGUGAGAAAUGCCUCAGACUGGUUUCAACGAUUCAGGCUCAGGUUGAAGGCGAAUUGAUUAUGCAACUGGGGCUCUCUCGGGGUGUCCGGGUUACCCGACAGAGUACGAAAGCUAUCACCGAGCGGAUCCUGGAAUCGGCGGAGCUGGCGCGAGUAAACUUACCUGCGCUACACGACAUGCUAGGCCAGACGAAGAAGAUCAGCUACGAUCAAGUAACGAAGUCGAUUAGCUUAUUUUUCUUUACCAAAGAAACUGCCGAGAAGCACAAGGAGGUGCGGGUGCCUUUUUCGGGAGGAGUAUACCGGCUCCAGAAUGCCCACCGAGCGGAGUCCGGCCCGGCCGGAUUGCGGCUUUUUUUAAAGGAGAAGAUUUCGACGGACUUCGCGAUGGAGGACCUGGACACGCAUACCCCCGAUUCCAGGACAUCGACAAUCUGGAGGAUAAACUUCAAACUAGCGGGAUGUCCGACUUUCCUCGACGGCAUUGUUCGGUUGUAG